AUGGCGGAAUAUUAUUUUCUAGACGAGGAAUAUUUCUUGAAGAGUCCUCAAAGAAAUAAACUUAACAAAGGAAUAUGCAGCAGUAAGAGCCUGAAGGGCAUGCGUCUGAACGUACCUCGGGCGGUACGAGCGGGCCACUCGGUCACUCUCGGCUGUGAAUACGACCUUGAAGACGCUCCCCUCUACUCGGUCAAGUGGUACCGAAACAACGGCGAGUUCUACCGAUACGUGCCAAAGGAGGAACCGCCUACCAGAGUGUUCUCUUUGCCAGGGUUACACGUAGAAGUGACUACGUCAAAUGACCACAACGUCACACUAAUGUCAGUGGGUCGUAAUAUUUCUGGACUAUUUCAGUGCGAAGUGUCUGCAGAUGCGCCACUGUUUCACACACAAAUGAUGUCGGCGCCCAUGACAGUUGCAGUUGUUCCCGUUGGAGUUCCAAUUGUGACAGUGGACAGGGCCGGUCUGGAGCACGGUAGGCCUCUGAUAGCAGACUGUCAUUCUCCACCCUCCUUCCCAGCUGCCAAUAUCACCCUGUACGUCAACGACGAAAGGGUGCCUGGUUACACCUCCGAAUGGAUCACCCACGUGGAGGACCAACUAGAGAGGAAGACCGGCAGGUUGGAGCUGUCGGGCGUGGGCGGCAGCUGGGGUACCCUGAGGCUCCGAUGCGAGGCCACUCUCUUCAGGCUAUACCGUGCCAACAGUCUGGAAGUGGAGAUCCGACCGGACACGCCGCAGCCGGCUUCUGUCCUGCUGGGACCAAGUAACAAAGGUGAAUCAGGUGCCACGUCUUCAAGUCUUCUGCUCCACAUCCCAUUCUUCCUAAUUACUGUAAAGAGUUGGCGGUGCUAGUCUAUAGUACGAAAGCUGCAAGUUUAUGAACUGACAUUCAGUGUAUUCGUCUGGGCAUGACGAUUUAAGGAUGCGCAGUAAUGUGAAAACGAAUGCGAAACUGUGAUUUUACCCAUUAGGGCCUUAUGACACGGUACAUUUACUAUAUUGAUUUUGAUCAAGAAAAUCUUGCAAAAUGUUCGAAAUUCUAUAAAACAUUCUUCUACUCUCGUAUUCCAAAUAUGCCCAUUAAAUAUCUGUUACCGAUUCAGAAUUAUUGUUUAUUUCAACAUAGAAUCCCAUUAUUAAAUAGAUUUUUGUCAAUGAAAACACGUACUCUUCAUUAUGAUACAAAUUUUCGGCCAAUAGGAAGACGUACUUACCCGGCAAUUCGUGCACUGAAGAUGUUGGAAUAUGUUGAAAUAUAAAUACUCUUUAUUAUUCCA
Phaedon cochleariae (mustard beetle) is the source of this 1280-nucleotide messenger RNA. NCBI's taxonomy places the organism in Eukaryota, Metazoa, Arthropoda, Insecta, Coleoptera, Chrysomelidae. The record is from the annotation of a GenBank genome assembly.